GUUACAUUUCCCAAGUCUCUGGAUAAUAUGAAAACAGGCUAACCAGCUCUGCCAGGACGAGUAUAAUGGUCAGAGUGAGCUGUUUGGAAGUAGCUAGCCGACGUUAGCCAGUUAGCUUGGAUGCUUGACUACCGUUGAACACUACUCCUUGGCCAGAGCGUCCAGGGUGCGCUCUGAACGCUCCGAGAUAUACGAACGGACAAUCUGACAACGGGAAGGCCCGGAAUGAAGUACUCUGGCACUCCAGAAUGAAUUUACGAACACACCCCGGAAAUCGUCUAGCUGGUGUUUUGUUACGCUAACAAGCUAGCAAGACGUUGCAUAGCAACAGCAUCAACUUCCGGUGGACAGGAGAAGCUCUAGAAUUGAUUUUACGCUCAACUGGAACGAUAGUCUUCCUUUACAGUAUACUAAAAUGAACUAAUAGUAUAUAGUAUUUACUCAUUAAAUAUUCUUCAAGAUGGCGGAGAGCACGGAUCUGGAGCAGCUGAUGAACUCCUUUAAGAAGUUUGCGAUCCACGGAGACACCAAGGCUACAGGGAAGGAGAUGAACGGGAAGAACUGGGCUAAACUGUGUAAAGACUGCAAGAUCAUCGACGGGAAGAACGUCACCGGCACUGACGUGGAUAUCGUCUUCACUAAAGUCAAAGCAAAGACGUCCCGGGUGAUCACCUACGAGGAAUUCCAAAGAGCCCUGGAGGAGCUGGCCCCUAAGAGGUUUAAAGGUCAGAGCAAAGAGGAGGCCCUAACGUCUGUCUACAAGCUGAUAGAGGGCAAGGAGCCCACCAACGUAGGAGUCACGAAAAUGGCGAAGACAGCCGCAGUGGACAGACUGACGGACACCACCAAGUACACGGGCUCCCACAAAGAGCGCUUCGACGAGAGCGGGAAGGGGAGGGGUAAGGGAGGGCGGGAGGAGCUGGUGGAGAAAACGGGAUACGUCGGCUCCUACAAGAACGCCGGAACCUACGAGGAGAAAACCAAGGCUAAGUAGCCCACCGGGCCAGGCGGGGUGGUCAACAGGCCCAGUAGAACACCGGGCCAGGCGUGGUAGUCAACAGGCCCAGUAGACCACCGGGCCAGGCGUGGUAGUCAACAGGCCCAGUAGACCACCGGGCCAGGCGUGGUAGUCAACAGGCCCAGUAGACCACCGGGCCAGGCGGGGUGGUCAACAGGCCCAGUAGACCACCGGGCCAGGCGGGGUGGUCAACAGGCCCAGUAGACCACCGGGCCAGGCGUGGUAGUCAACAGGCCCAGUAGACCACCGGGCCAGGCGUGGUAGUCAACAGGCCCAGUAGACCACCGGGCCAGGCGGGGUGGUCAACAGGCCCAGUAGACCACCGGGCCAGGCGUGGUAGUCAACAGGCCCAGUAGACCACCGGGCCAGGCGUGGUAGUCAAAAGGCCCAGUAGACCACCGGGCCAGGCGGGGUGGUCAACAGGCCCAGUAGACCACCGGGCCAGGCGGGGUGGUCAACAGGCCCAGUAGACCACCGGGCCAGGCGGGGUGGUCAACAGGCCCAGUAGACCACCGGGCCAGGCGGGGUGGUCAACAGGCCCAGUAGACCACCGGGCCAGGCGUGGUAGUCAACAGGCCCAGUAGACCACCGGGCCAGGCGGGGUGGUCAACAGGCCCAGUAGACCACCGGGCCAGGCGUGGUAGUCAACAGGCCCAGUAGACCACCGGGCCAGGCGUGGUAGUCAAAAGGCCCAGUAGACCACCGGGCCAGGCGGGGUGGUCAACAGGCCCAGUAGACCACCGGGCCAGGCGGGGUGGUCAACAGGCCCAGUAGACCACCGGGCCAGGCGGGGUGGUCAACAGGCCCAGUAGACCACCGGGCCAGGCGGGGUGGUCAACAGGCCCAGUAGACCACCGGGCCAGGCGGGGUGGUCAACAGGCCCAGUAGACCACCGGGCCAGGCGUGGUAGUCAACAGGCCCAGUAGACCACCGGGCCAGGCGGGGUGGUUAACAGGCCCAGUAGACCACCGGGCCAGGCGGGGUGGUCAACAGGCCCAGUAGCCCACCGGGCCAGGCGGGGUGGUCAACAGGCCCAGUAGCCCACCGGGCCAGGCGGGGUGGUCAACAGGCCCACAACAUGGCAUGUAUCCCAAAUGACAUCCUACUCUACAUAGUCCACUACUUUGACCAGAGCACUACGGGUCCUGCUAUAAAGUAGUGCACUAUAUAGGGAAUAGAGUGCCAUUUGAGACGCUUCCAGGGUCACUAUAUCCUAGCCCCCCCCCCCCAUAUAGUUGGGACCAAACCCUGAACCCCGAACUCUGACCUUUGACCCCUAACCACAGGCUUAACCCCAGGCCCUGUCGACAGAGACUGUCCUGUCUUAUCUUUGAUAUGUUCUGAGGGGGGGGGUGUUGUGAUUGGGGAUGAUGAGAGAGCUGCUUUUUACUCUUAGGAUGUUGUUAUAGUUGUGUUUGAGUCUAGAGAGGGUGUGAGGCGAUCUCCUUAAACAGAGAUAUGACCGACAGAGAGGGUGUGAGGCGAUCUCCAUUAAGAGAGAUAUGACCGAUAGAGAGGGUGUGAGGCGAUCUCCUUAAACAGAGAUGUGACCGACAGAGAGGGUGUGAGGCGAUCUCCUUAAACAGAGAUAUGACCGACAGAGAGGGUGUGAGGCGAUCUCCUUUAACAGAGAUAUGACCGACAGAGAGGGUGUGAGGCGAUCUCCUUAAACAGAGAUAUGACCGACAGAGAGGGUGUGAGGCGAUCUCCUUAAACAGAGAUAGGACCGACAGAGAGGGUGUGAGGCGAUCUCCUUUAACAGAGAUAUGACCGACAGAGAGGGUGUGAGGCGAUCUCCUUUAACAGAGAUAUGACCGACAGAGAGGGUGUGAGGCGAUCUCCUUAAACAGAGAUAUGACCGACAGAGAGGGUGUGAGGCGAUCUCCUUAAACAGAGAUAUGACCGACAGAGAGGGUGUGAGGCGAUCUCCUUAAACAGAGAUAUGACCGACAGAGAGGGUGUGACGCGAUCUCCUUUAACAGAGAUGUGACCGACAGAGAGGGUGUGAGGCGAUCUCCUUAAACAGAGAUAGGACCGAUAGAGAGGUUGUGAGGCGAUCUCCUUAAACAGAGAUAGGACCGACAGAGAGGGUAUGAGGCGAUCUCCUUAAACAGAGAUAGGACCGAUGUGUGUUUACAGAUGACUAGAUCAGAAUGCUCUGUUCACUGUCACACCUGGCCUGCCCUGAGACUGUACAUAGACCUGUGAUAUAUACCUUUUACCUUGCUUUGUUCUUUAACAUGUUGAGUUGCACUGUGACAGACUGAUGCAAGAGUUGCUCUGGAAUUGAAUGAAACAUCCCCACUGUAAAGUAAAACGUCAGCACCAAGACCGUGAUUAGACGAAAAAAUACAUACCGGUAAAAUAAUCUGACAUUGUGCCGUGUUCCAUAGGCUUCAAACUAUGAAUGUCCUCUUUGAUUUGAGUUUACUGACAGUAUAUUUAAUCUUCCUCCUCCUUCAUCUUCCUUACAGUAUGAAACAUCUUCCUCCUCCUUCCUUACAGUAUGAAACAUCUUCCUCCUCCUUCAUCUUCCUUACAGUAUGAAACAUCUCUCAAACUCCUAGUUUCAGGGUUUCGUCUUUAAUAAGACUAUCGUUUUAGAACUAGCUAGCUUUUUAAUUCUGACACUAUUUCUUAAACGUUCGUUGCUUUUCAAUUUAUUUUUCUCACUUUUGGUUCUUUUUUGAUUUGUUUGUUUGUUUUGUUUGUUUGUUUUGUUUGUUUUGUAGAAACUGGACAACGGCUGCCUUGAAGGGGAAAUUGUUGUAUAAAAAAUUGGUAAUAAAAUAUUUUUGUCUUUA
This is a messenger RNA of Salvelinus fontinalis (brook trout), 3822 nucleotides long. Its product is annotated as tubulin polymerization-promoting protein family member 3-like. The record is from RefSeq and is a predicted model, not a curated record. The transcript has 4 exons. Gene Ontology annotation, molecular function: tubulin binding. Gene Ontology annotation, cellular component: microtubule. Bases 461 to 994 code for a protein of 177 amino acids. Gene Ontology annotation, biological process: microtubule polymerization; positive regulation of protein polymerization; microtubule bundle formation. Lineage: Eukaryota; Metazoa; Chordata; Actinopteri; Salmoniformes; Salmonidae.